This is a messenger RNA of Monoraphidium neglectum, 2067 nucleotides long. RefSeq lists its product as hypothetical. NCBI's taxonomy places the organism in Eukaryota, Viridiplantae, Chlorophyta, Chlorophyceae, Sphaeropleales, Selenastraceae. The transcript has 3 exons. The record is from RefSeq and is a predicted model, not a curated record. Bases 1 to 2067 code for a protein of 688 amino acids.
AUGGCAGCGUUGCUGCCCCUGAUGGCCGAUAAAGCGGAUGCCGACCUGUCAGACCGCGCGUUUGAACUCUUCUCCGCCCUGACCGGCGACGGCAGCGGCUCGGGCUUGGCGGCGGCGUUCAAGGACGCGCCGCCGCCGGAGGCGCACCUGCGCGUGGCGGCCGCCGCGUGCUGCGCGCGCCUGGCGGGCGGCGGCGGGCAGGCGAAGCGCGCCGCAGCCGCACUUCGGGUGGCGGCGGCGAUCGUGAGCCGCAGCAAGCCGCCAGUAGCAUUCUCAAUUGUGGAUGACCCGACGCUGAUGGCCAGCGUGCUGGCCGCUGCCCGUGUCGACCGCGGCGCGACCGCUAGAUCGAUCGCGCGCGACAAAGACGAGGCCGCGGCUGCGCUGCUUGGGGCCCUCUGGGACGCCACUUACGACCGCCGCGCGCGCGGUGCGCCCUCCCCGAGCCGCCAGCCAAUCUUAAGGGGGCUGCUGAUGCUGCUCCAGAGCCGCAGCUUCCUGGCAACUUCCAAGGUGAGCGGGGUGCUCCUGGCGGAGGACGCCAUCGACACGGCGGCGUGCCCCGGCGCAGUUGCGGCGCUGGUCGCGGCGGCGCGCCGGCGCGACGGGGACUCGUGCGUGGUGGGUGCGGCCUGCCGGCUGCUGGCCGCCGCGGCGGCGCGCGGGCACGCCGAGGAGGUUGUCAAGCUUGGUGGCCUGGAUGCGUUGCGGGAGCUCGUGCGCGACGGCGCGCGGCCGCCGACGCGGGCGGCAACGGCUGCGACUGCGUUGGGGAGGGCGCCCAAGGCGCCGGGCCUUGAUAUGGCCGUUCAGGCCGCCAGCAUCCUGCUCUCCCCCGGCUGGCUGCCCGCGCUGGCCGGCCGCGGAGAUGUUGCGGCGGAAGCUGCCGGGCAGCUGCCGCCGGUGAUGGCGCCGGCCCUGGCCCUGCUGGCUCGCGUCGUCGGCGGCCCGGGCGGCUGUGCUCAGGCAAGGGCAGUGCGGUGGCCGGGCGACGCCAAGGGCCUGGCGGGCUCGGCCUACGCAGCCCUGGCCGCCUUGGCGGCGCAACCGGCGAGUGCAGCGGCAGACGAGGCGCCGCGCAGCAGGAACCAGGGAGCGACGGCAGAGGCGCCGCUGCGGCGGGCCGCGGCCCCGGCCGCCGGGGGGGCGCCAGCGCAGGCGGCGCGCGGCGACAAUGCACUGGAGCUGCCUGAAACGGCAGAGUCGCUGGAGGCAGUUAUGGCUGCAAAGCUAGAAAGGUACUACUCAUCCGACGACCCGGUCCUAGUUUCUUGGGCGCUGGACAGCCUCGAAUUCUUCGUGAACGGCCGCCCCCAGCUGCCGCCGCAGAUGCUCGCCACGCUGGCCGCGCAGGAGCCGCAGCUGCUGCCGGCGCUCGCGCGGCGCGCAGUCAUGAGGGACGCGCAGGCGCCGGCGCCGGCGCCGUCGGCGGCUGCGGCGGCGGCGGAGGUGCUCGGCGGUGGCGGGGUCAGCUCUCUCGCGGACCUUGACCCUCAUAAGUUUGCGACACUCGUCUCCAGCGUCCUCUCAGGGAUCUCUGGGGCCGGCCCCACUGGCAAGAAGCUUCCGCCCCCCUCCCGCGCCUGCCUGCUGCUCGCCGCCCUCGCGCGCGGCCGGCGCACCAAGGCCGACGCCGCGGGGCCCGGCGGGGACGGCGCCGGCGGGGCGGCGGGCGGCGCGGAGCUACGAGAGUCGGCGGCAAAGGCGCUGAGGUGGCGCAUCAAGGCGGGCGGCGGCGGCGAGUCGGACGCGGCGGCGCGCGCGGCGGCGGCGGCCGCCCUGCGGAUUCUGACUGAGGACGGUGGCAGCGACAACUCAGAUCAGGCAGCCGCGGCGCCAGCUUUGGCGGCGGAAAGCGGCCAGCCGCCGGCCGCUGCCGGCCGCGGCUGCGCGCCGGCGGCCGGGGAGGCGGGCGCGGAGCCGCGGGCCGGGCAGGCGGCCGCUGCGCCCAGCAGCGGCGGCGACGACGCGGGCGCCUUUGGCUGUGACAAGGCAGCACGGGCAGGCGCGGGCACACUUCUUUUCCACAGCUUUAAGCUCGUCAAUGUGAGCGCCAGUGUCAGCUGA